UUGUUCACGCACUCGGACGACAGCACGAGUCCUCGGUCUUCGCGCGGGUUCUACGCUCCGGAGAACGGGGGACAGAGUCUCUAUGCCAGCCGGGUCGUGUCUUGUGUGGUACACACUUGUGCGAUGGAUACUCACGUGGCGCGGAUGAUCCAUCGCGGAUCCUCCGAGCUGCCCGGGCUGAAUAGUCCUGAUGGUCAUCCUCUGGAGAACUGCGUGUGCUCGAGCUUCCAGUGUCUGUUUCCCGUCAGCGAUGUGGACUCGAUCGAUGAUGGCCGGGUCGCGACGUGCUUAACAAUGUCUGCUCUGGCUUUGCCCUCUGCCCCUCCGCGUCUCUGCACUACGCGAUGAUCUGAUCUCUUUUCGGAUCGACACGCACGCGGGCCUAGAGUUUAAACGAUCGCUCAAUGGUACAAAUGAAACUGCCAGAGUACAACGUUCUCGAGGCUAGACAGGUGAAGAUACUCAAACAGAUCUACGAACUCAAACAGCAAGUGGAAUGCCUGUGCGUAGCUGUCAGGCUGUCCGAUGUCAACAAUCCUGCCGAAGUACUCAACAAGUUGAAUUUGGAUAUAACUGCUGAUGAGGCACCGAUUCGAGCUGAAAUCAUUGUGUCCGCUAAUCCAAACAGUCCUCCGUACUCCAUUCUAGCCCUCCAGCGACUCUGGAAAGAUACCAAGUUCAAUGUAGAGGUUCAUCGACACUCCACGGUGUCUGAUGCAACAACCCAAGCUUUUGAAGAAAAGUUACUUAGCGAUGCUUCCAAAGAUGCUGUGCACAGCAUUGAUGUAACACUCAUUUGGAAAGAUGUCAGUGAUGUUCAGCUGGUUACCAAAGUCUAUGACUAUCCACUGGAGGGUGAAGCAAACGUUCUGCGCUACCUGACGAGGCUAAUUGAAAAUUACAACUACGAAAAAUCACCAUCUGUAGUACACACAAUUGACAGCAUAUUAGAUUUGUGCCUCCGGCUCUCUUACGAAGAAGCGAGAAACGUAAAUGCAAUCACUUCGAAAAUAGCCAGUUAUUUGGAUAAGAAGACGUGGCUUUUGGACGGUUCGAAUGCUUCUAUCGCCGACGUAGCUGCGUGGUCCGUUUUAAAACGCGUAGCAAGUAACAGAGUACCUCGCGAACUGAAGAAUUGGUAUGAUGUGUGCGAGAAAACGUUUUUAUCCGUUUGAAUUAUUUGAGUAUGCUUUAUAUAAAUUUUAAAUAAAACCUUAAUUUUUAUCAUUUA
This is a messenger RNA of Nasonia vitripennis (jewel wasp), 1231 nucleotides long. Its product is annotated as aminoacyl tRNA synthase complex-interacting multifunctional protein 2. Bases 405 to 1175 code for a protein of 256 amino acids. The transcript has 4 exons. Gene Ontology annotation, cellular component: aminoacyl-tRNA synthetase multienzyme complex. Lineage: Eukaryota; Metazoa; Arthropoda; Insecta; Hymenoptera; Pteromalidae. The record is from RefSeq and is a predicted model, not a curated record.